Molecule: messenger RNA, 1372 nt
Organism: Glycine soja
Lineage: Eukaryota; Viridiplantae; Streptophyta; Magnoliopsida; Fabales; Fabaceae
Product: reticulon-like protein B16
Exons: 7
Coding region: 301-897 (198 amino acids)
Source: RefSeq, a predicted model, not a curated record
CAUAGUAGAUUGGGACUUGAUGACGCUUCUGAGCAUUUUCUCGUUCCAAAGAAUUGUGAAUAUUUGAAUUGAUUCCCCAAUUUCAUUCAAUCUUUCCCUCAUCAGUUUUAGGGUUUCGCCUCGCUUCCCUUUCUCACCCAUAAUUGAGUCUAUAUUUGAUUCAAACUUCUCUCUUUCAACUCUCGGCUUUGCGUUCUCGGCACGAUAAUACUCAUUUUAGGAUUUCAUUUGAUUUUCCUCGGAUCUUUCUGGUCUGGGGUAUCUGCUUGGUAGGACUUCAUUUUUGGAGAGUUUAGUUUAAUGUCUGAAUCAGAAGCUGAGCUUCCUACUGCCUUUGUUGGUGAUGUUCUAUUGUGGAAGAGGUGGCAUGUUUCCUUGGGUGUCAUUGUUGUUGCAACAGUUGCCUGGGUCCUAUUUGAGUGGACCAGUUUACCAUUUUUAACAAUUUGUUCAGAUGUCUUGCUGAUUUUGAUUGUACUGUUGUUUCUGCAUGCUAACUAUGCUUCCCUUAGAAAUAAACAACCACCAACAUUACCUGAACUAGUUGUGUCAGAGGAGAUGGUUAAUAAUGUAGCAGCUUCAUUUCGGGUCAAAAUCAACAAUAUGCUUCUUAUAGCUCAUGACAUCACUAUUGGCAAGGAUUUUAGAAUUUUUUUCAAGGUGGUGAUUUGUCUUUGGCUCUUGUCUGUCAUUGGCAGCGUCUUCUCCUUCUUCACACUCGCAUAUAUUGGAACCCUGAUGAUGAUUACUAUCCCUGCAUUGUACCACAAAUAUGGAGGUUAUGUAGAUAAAUGUUGUGGACUUAUACAUAGCCAAUUUUCAAAACAUUAUAGGAUAGUAGAUGAGAGUGUUUUCAACAGACUGCCACGGAAUAUAUCAAAGGACAAAGAAUCUUGAUUUCCAAGCUUUGUAGUUGAGAUGUUGCUCAAGUCAACUGCCUCGUGGUAACUGCUUUCAUUUCUGGACUUCGAAGAAAGGUUUCAACUUGUGUACAUAGUUUGAGGAUUUUGAUGCCGGAUUUUGGUGAUCAUUUGUUAAAAUCUUCGGGAAAAAGUGAUAGAAGUUGCACCGAUCGAUGACAGACGCAGUCAGCAGUAUUUGAAUAUAUUGUCACUAUUUUUCUUUUAAUGUAAUGCUUCUUACUUACAUGUGCCAGAUAAAUUUUUUAACUGAUUUUAUAAAAUAACUUAUAACGUGUAGUUCUUUUUUAGGUCCUGCCUAAGUUAUUGCCAAAGGCAUUCGGGAGAGAUUGACAUUAUUGGUAUUUUUUAUUCUGAUUGUGUUGGUAUGAGAAAUGUUAAACAUUAGCACUCGUAACACACUUUUUGUAAACACAUUUUUUUUAUUAUAGUGGAUCAGAUUUCUUAUUUAA